CUUGAUAUUGGAGUAACGAUAGGUUUGGCUGGGAGCAACUUUUUGUAUGGUAUAGUGUCCAUGGUUUGAAUAGUAGUGGUCGGAUAGCAGUAGCAGUUGACACUUUAUGGCUAGAAGGCUUAUGGAUUUGAACUCCAGAUUCAAACUUUGCUUUUCAUGCUUUUUGUUUGCAAGCCUUGUUUCUUAUGGUCUGUGUUCAGAGUCACCUUCAUACGACAUGAGUCAAGUCCGGGAUAUGAGGGGCAGUACGAUGCAUACAUAGUGGCUAAGAAUGCCAAGUGACCGGUGGGAUGCCCUUCAAGAAAAUUCAUCUCCAUUAAGGACCUACAAGAGAUCAAACUUUUUGAUUCCAGGGAAAGAACUUCUACUUUUAUUGUACUCUCUGGUUGUUGUGCAAAUACGUGAACAAUUUUGUCACCUUGUAGAUUUCAAAUUAGUGAUUGCAAAGCCUUAUUGGAUUGCCGCUUUUGAAUGGCAGGGACUCGUGAAGCACAAAGAGUGACACAUGGAAAUGGCGUGCAACCUACUUACACAUAGAAUAUUUCAAGAGAUUGUUCCUUCAAAUGCUGGAAAUGUUCUUGGUACUGAAGAUAACAUUCUGACAAAGAAGCGGGUAUCACUUAUUGAUCACCAGGUGAUGAAUAUAUUGGUGGGGAUGCAAGAAAUGGACCAUAUUUUUCACCAUUCCCAUAUGGCUAUCGUACUUCAACACCUAUGGAAGAAGAUGAUGAGCAGCCAAAUACUUCUAGUUCCUAUUGUAAAUAAAGCAAAAGAAGUUUUGUGGCAAAGAUGCAGACCGCAAGACCAAACUAAGCCUUCCAUGAGUCUCUCAUUUUUUGAAGCUCUCACAAAGAAGUUAAGGCUUUCGUAGCAUGUUAUGUAGGAAAGUUAUAAUCAUU
Molecule: messenger RNA, 899 nt
Organism: Triticum aestivum (bread wheat)
Lineage: Eukaryota; Viridiplantae; Streptophyta; Magnoliopsida; Poales; Poaceae
Exons: 3
Coding region: 506-871 (121 amino acids)
Source: RefSeq, a predicted model, not a curated record